CACUAUUAUGGCCACGGCCAGUUUGCGGCGCAAGAUUGAGCACAACUACGGAUCCUGUGAAGAAAAAGUUGUAUGUUGACACAGACUUACGUCUUGUUCCAAGAAGCUCUUGAGUGCGCAAAAUGCCAAAAAUUGUGUCCCGCAGCAUUGUUUGCUCUGAUACGAAAGACCAGGAAGAAUAUAAUGAGGAAAAACCCCUCUAUGUGUACUACUGCUUGUGUGGACAGAUGAGCUUGAUUUUGGAUUGUGUCCUGGAGAAGUUGCCAUUGAGGAAAAGGGAUGGUUCCAGAGUUAUUGACAGCAGCAAGCACCCAUGCAAACUGACUUGUGAACCCGAUGAACCUGUAUUCGUAAGGAGAGUGAAUGAAGGAAUUGAGAAACAAUUGAGACGAAAGUGUAGAAAUUGUGGCCUCUGGCUCUUUUACCAGCAUGAGGGGGUAAGGAAUGUCACAUAUGUAGUGAAAGGGGCAGUCACCCAGACUCAUGGUGGCAAAAUUCUUGGCCUCCGCAAGGAUGAGGAGAAGCAAAAGAAAGUUCUGGUCACACGGCAUACAAAACAUAUGGGAAAGUUCUCCUCUGUUACAGUAUCAACCAUUGAUGAAGAAGAGGAUGAAAUUGAAGCUAGAGAAGUGGCAGACUCAUAUGCAGCCAAUGCACGAAUCAUUGAAAAGCAGCUUGUGCGGAAAGGAAUGAACAAGCGACUUGCCUCAGAAGUAGGCAAGAGCACAGUUGACAUAGAACCACCAGAUGAAAAGCGUCCCAGGCCAAAGGGAACCCUCAUUGAUCACAAAUGAAAUCCAACUCAGAAGUGGAUCUUGGUGGAUAUUCCUGAUUUUUUGUGGAAGUGAAUUCCAGAUGUUAGCAGUGAACAUCAGGAGUCAUCCAAGAUGGAUAACAAUGAGGAUGAGACAACUGAACAGCUAAUACUUGCUGUAAACUUUAACAUACAACUGCCUUUGGACUGUGACCUGAUGCUAAGUCAUCUACUGCUACUCUUCUCAGGCUGUUUCAUGAAAAUAUCCUUCUCAUUUACAUCUUGAAGAUAGAGCUACAAUGAAUUGUGAUGAAGACUAGGUGUGAGAUCAUAAAGUAUGCAAUGAUGAUCAACAUUUCAGUGUGGCAGAAGACCUCAAGAAAUAAAUAAAAAUUCAAAUUUGAGUCCUGUCUUGUUUCAUCUUAGAUGACAAGGU
Molecule: messenger RNA, 1190 nt
Organism: Darwinula stevensoni
Lineage: Eukaryota; Metazoa; Arthropoda; Ostracoda; Podocopida; Darwinulidae
Source: the annotation of a GenBank genome assembly